Cotesia glomerata is the source of this 1121-nucleotide messenger RNA. It is a transcript of the gene Rab21, whose product is annotated as ras-related protein Rab-21. The record is from RefSeq and is a predicted model, not a curated record. NCBI's taxonomy places the organism in Eukaryota, Metazoa, Arthropoda, Insecta, Hymenoptera, Braconidae. The transcript has 4 exons. The coding region runs from base 430 to 1098 and encodes 222 amino acids. Gene Ontology annotation, biological process: Rab protein signal transduction. Gene Ontology annotation, molecular function: GTPase activity; GTP binding.
UUUACAAUGCGACAUCUGUCGGCGAUUGUUAAAUCUCACACUCAGUAAACUCUCAACAAAGUUACUCUAGUUAUGUUUCAGUUUUUGCCACGAUCACAAGUAGAAAGAAAAAGACAGAAGAUAACUUUUCGGAGAGUUUAAUGUACUUGGUAUUUAUUUUUACUCAAAAUAGUAAAUAAUGAUAAUAUUAGUAUGGAAGUUUCUGUCAGUUUAUUUCGCUAUUGCUGAUUGACUAUAACUUAAAACAGCUGAUCUAAUAUAACUUUGACAUUCGUUUUAUUAAGGAGUUUAGUGUUACAUUUUAAAUAAUUAAUUCAUUUUUUUUGGCAUGUUUGGUAAUUUUAUAAUAUCGAAAAGGUCAAUUUUUUAUUUUAAUUAUUUAUUAACGACAUUAAAUUUGUUUAUUAAUUAAACCGGUUUUUUGCCAUCAUGGCAAGCUCGAUAUUAAAUUCGGGCAGUGGCUAUAAUUUUAAAGUUGUUCUACUUGGUGAAGGUUGUGUAGGUAAAACUUCUGUAGCUCUCAGAUAUGUUGAAGAUAAAUUUAAUGACAAACAUUUAACAACUGUUCAGGCUUCAUUUCUUAAUAAAAAAUUAAAUAUUAACUCUAAAAGAGUAAACCUCGCAAUAUGGGACACUGCCGGCCAAGAAAAAUUUCAUGCUCUAGGACCAAUAUAUUAUAGAAUGUCAAAUGGAGCCAUAUUAGUGUAUGAUAUUACUGACGAAGACACAUUUCAAAAAGUGAAGAGUUGGGUUAAAGAACUGAAAAAAAUGCUCGGAGACGAUGUAUGUCUAGCAAUCGCUGGAAAUAAAGUAGAUCUUGAGAAAGAUCGUAAUGUUUCUAUCGAAAAAGCUGAAGAAUAUGCAAAACAAGUUGGCGCAGUGCAUUUUCAUACUUCUGCAAAGCAGAAUAGAAAUAUUGAAGAAAUGUUUUUAGAUUUAACGAAGAGAAUGAUGGCCCAUGCAGAUGAAAUUGAACAAAAAAAAUCUAGUCUAAGUCAAGUUAACAGUAAUAGAAGAAAUGUUGUUGUUGUUGAAGAUGAUGUAGAACAAACUCAGUCUACUAGAUCAUCUUGUUGUGGAGGCUCGACACAUCAUUAAUAAUUUUUUUUUUUUUUUUUUUU